AUGACCGGCGUCGCCGCGAUCCUCUUUUUCCUGCAGCUCUUAGCCAGGGCGGACGGACAGGUUUUCCCAGGUGGCUGUUCAUUCGAUGAGCACUACAGUAAUUGUGGUUAUAGCGUCGCCUUGGGAACCAAUGGAUUUACCUGGGAGCAGAUCAAUACCUGGGAAAAGCCAACAAUGGAUCCUGCUGUCCCAACUGGCUCCUUCAUGAUGGUGAACAGCUCAGGGCGAGCAUCGGGGCAGAAGGCUCACCUGCUGCUGCCCACGCUGAAGGAGAACGACACGCACUGCAUCGACUUCCACUAUUACCUGUCCAGCCGGGACCGCUCCAGCCCCGGCUCCCUCAACGUCUACGUCAAGGUCAACGGGGGCCCCCAGGGCAACCCCAUCUGGAACGUGUCAGGAGUGGUGACCGAAGGCUGGGUGAAGGCAGAGCUGGCCAUCAGCACCUUCUGGCCACAUUUUUAUCAGGUGAUAUUUGAAUCUGUCUCUUUGAAAGGACACCCCGGGUACAUAGCUGUGGAUGAAGUCAGAGUUCUCGCCCAUCCCUGCAGAAAAGCCCCUCAUUUCCUGCGGCUGCAGAACGUGGAGGUGAACGUGGGGCAGAACGCAACCUUCCAGUGCAUCGCUGGGGGAAAGUGGUCACAGCAUGACAAGCUUUGGCUCCAGCAGUGGAAUGGGAGGGACACAGCCCUGAUGGUCACUCGAGUGGUCAACCACAGGCGUUUCUCAGCCACGGUCAGCGUGGCCGACACGUCUCAGCGCAGCAUCAGCAAGUACCGCUGCGUCAUCCGCUCCGACGGCGGCUCCGGCGUCUCCAACUACGCCGAGCUCAUCGUGAAAGCUGGCAGGUGUGUGUGCCAGCCACAGCCGGUGCGCAGCUGCAGCGAGCGCCGCGCCGUGCCAGGCCCGCCUGGAGCAGCCCUGGCUCCUCCGAGAACGAGGAGUGAAGGAGCGCCCAGCUCUGAACGUGAUUGGUCGGAUUCAAACCCAAACGGGGCACCCCAGCCAAUCAAUCCCUCCAUGCCGGCAAUGCGCCCGCGCCAUUGGCCAGCGAGCUGGGCGGAGCUAAGGCCGCGACCAAUGGCGUGCGAGAGCGGGAAAUUGAAAGGCGCUGUGCCAGAGAGCCACCCCGUGCACGGGCCACAGAACGUGGAGGUGGUUGACAUCCGCUCGCGGCAGCUGACGCUGCAGUGGGAGCCCUUCGGCUACGCCGUGACGCGCUGCCACAGCUACAACCUCACCGUGCACUACCAGUACGUCUUCAACCAGCAGAAAUUCGAGGCGGAGGAGCUCAUCCAAACUUCUUCCCACUACACCCUGCGCGGGCUCCGGCCCUUCAUGACCAUCAGGCUGAGGCUGGCCCUUUCCAACCCCGAGGGCAAAAUGGAAAGCGAGGAGCUGGUGGUGCAGACUGAGGAGGAUGUUCCUGGACCCGUUCCCUUGGAAUCUAUCCAAGGAGGACCUUUUGAAGAGAAGAUCUACAUUCAGUGGAAGCCUCCAAAUGAAACAAACGGCAUCAUUACACUCUAUGAGAUCACCUACAAGGCUGUUGGGUCUCUGGAUCCCAGUGCCGACCUGUCCAGCCAAAGAGGGAAAGUCUUCAAGCUGCGGAAUGAAACCCAUCACCUUUUUGUAGGAUUGUACCCAGGCACCACCUACUCAUUCACCAUCAAAGCCAGCACAGUCAAGGGCUUUGGGCCACCCAUCACCACAAGGAUUGCAACUAAAAUUUCAGCGCCGUCCAUGCCGGAGUACGACACGGACUCUCCCCUCAACGAGACUGACACCACCAUCACGGUCAUGCUGAAGCCUGCUCAGUCCCGGGGAGCACCUGUCAGUGUCUACCAGCUUGUUGUCAAGGAGGAGAAGCUGCAGAAAGCCCGGAGAGCUGCAGACAUCAUUGAGUGCUUCUCAGUGCCAGUGAGCUACAAGAAUGCCUCCAGUCUGGACUCCCCCCACUACUUUGCAGCUGAGCUGAAGCCCAUCAACCUUCCUGUCACACAGCCCUUCACCGUGGGUGACAACAAGACCUACAAUGGCUACUGGAAUGCUCCUCUUUCCCCCCUGAAAAGCUACAGCAUAUACUUCCAGGCUCUUAGCAAGGCCAAUGGAGAAACAAAAAUCAACUGUGUCCGGCUGGCAACAAAAGCAGUGCUAGGUAAACAAGAGGUGACCACGCGAAACCCACCCAGCUUCUUGAGCACAGGAGCUUCCACCCAGAAUUCCAAUGCAGUGGAACCUGAAAAGCAAGUUGACAGCACGGUGAAAAUGGCUGGAGUUAUAGCUGGUCUCCUGAUGUUUGUUAUUAUCCUCUUGGGAGCAAUGCUUACCAUCAAAAGAAGAAGAAAUGCAUAUUCCUAUUCCUACUACUUGCAUUCAAGCCAAUGUUUUAGGGGCCUCUCUGUCUUCUACAGGACCAGGAAGCUAGCCAAGAAGCAGAAGGAGACUCAGACCAGCACACAGAGGGAGAUGGGUCCUGUGGCUACUUCUGACAAGACCUCCACCAAACUCAGUGCUGUUCACAAUGAAGAAGCUUUUUCUUCCAGCUGCCAAGAUGUUAAUGGAUUCACAUCACCCUCUCCUUGUUCAUUUUCUGUCCAAAGCAAAACCCUUCAGAGCAAAUCUAUGUUGAAUUCCUACUACUCAGUUUCAUCAGACACCGUCCCAUCGACCACGCUGUUAGACAGCAGCCACGGCGAGCUGGCCCAGCCGACGCUGACCAUCCAGACGCACCCGUACCGCAGCUGCGAGCCCGUGGAGAUGUCCUACCCCAGGGGACAGUUCCAGCCCGCCAUCCGAGUGGCAGACCUGCUGCAGCACAUCACCCAGAUGAAGAGGGGACAGGGCUAUGGCUUCAAGGAGGAGUAUGAGGCACUCCCCGAGGGGCAGACGGCGUCCUGGGAUACGGCCAAGGAAGACGAGAACCGCAACAAGAACAGAUAUGGGAACAUAAUCUCCUAUGAUCACUCAAGAGUGAGGUUGCAGCUGCUGGAUGGGGACCCUCACUCUGACUACAUCAACGCCAAUUACAUCGACGGGUACCAUCGGCCUCGCCAUUACAUUGCAACUCAAGGGCCGAUGCAAGAGACAGUGAAGGAUUUCUGGAGAAUGAUUUGGCAAGAAAACUCAGCAAGUGUUGUCAUGGUCACCAACCUGGUGGAGGUGGGCAGGGUGAAGUGUGUUCGAUACUGGCCAGAUGACACAGAAGUCUAUGGAGAUAUUAAAGUCACAUUAAUUGAGACAGAGCCAUUGGCAGAGUAUGUCAUACGUACCUUCACUGUCCAAAAGAAAGGCUACCAUGAGAUCCGGGAGAUUCGGCAGUUCCACUUCACCAGCUGGCCGGACCACGGCGUCCCCUGCUACGCCACGGGGCUCCUGGGCUUCGUCCGCCAGGUGAAGUUCCUCAACCCCCCCGAGGCAGGACCCAUCGUGGUGCACUGCAGUGCUGGGGCUGGCAGGACAGGGUGCUUUAUUGCCAUUGACAUCAUGCUGGACAUGGCAGAGAACGAGGGCGUGGUGGAUAUAUUCAACUGUGUUCGAGAGCUGCGCUCCCAAAGGGUCAAUCUGGUGCAGACAGAGGAGCAGUACGUGUUUGUCCAUGAUGCCAUUUUGGAGGCAUGUCUCUGUGGCAACACGGCCAUUCCAGUCUGUGAGUUCAGAUCCAUAUAUUACAACAUCAGCAGACUGGAUCCACAGACCAAUUCCAGCCAGAUAAAAGAUGAGUUUCAGACCCUGAACAUCGUGACACCGCGGGUGCGGCCGGAGGACUGCAGCAUCGGGCUGCUGCCCCGAAACCACGACAAGAACCGCUGCAUGGACGUGCUGCCCCUGGACCGCUGCCUGCCCUUCCUCAUCUCCGUGGAUGGAGAGUCCAGCAACUACAUCAAUGCUGCCCUCAUGGAUAGCCACAAGCAACCUGCUGCCUUCAUUGUCACCCAGCACCCCUUGCCCAACACCAUCGCAGACUUUUGGAGGCUGGUGUUUGAUUACAACUGCUCCUCCGUGGUGAUGCUCAAUGAGAUGGAUGCAGCACAGCUCUGUAUGCAGUACUGGCCAGAGAAGACGUCCUGUUGUUAUGGCCCAAUCCAAGUGGAGUUUGUUUCAGCAGACAUUGAUGAAGAUAUCAUCAACCGGAUAUUCCGGAUUUGCAACAUGGCCAGGCCGCAGGACGGGUAUCGCAUCGUGCAGCACCUGCAGUACAUCGGCUGGCCCGCCUACAGGGACACCCCUCCCUCCAAACGCUCCCUGCUCAAGGUGGUCAGGAGGCUGGAGAAGUGGCAGGAGCAGUACGAUGGCAGAGACGGGCGCACUGUGGUCCACUGCCUGAAUGGUGGAGGACGCAGCGGCACCUUCUGUGCCAUCUGCAGUGUGUGUGAAAUGAUCCAACAGCAGAACAUCAUUGAUGUGUUCCACAUAGUGAAAACCCUACGGAAUAACAAAUCCAACAUGGUGGAGUCACUGGAGCAGUAUAAAUUUGUAUACGAGGUUGCACUGGAAUACUUGAGUUCCUUUUAG
Messenger RNA from Cinclus cinclus, 4515 nucleotides. RefSeq names its product protein tyrosine phosphatase receptor type T (gene PTPRT). Gene Ontology annotation, cellular component: membrane. The transcript is spliced from 35 exons. NCBI's taxonomy places the organism in Eukaryota, Metazoa, Chordata, Aves, Passeriformes, Cinclidae. Gene Ontology annotation, molecular function: protein binding; protein tyrosine phosphatase activity. Bases 1 to 4515 code for a protein of 1504 amino acids. Gene Ontology annotation, biological process: protein dephosphorylation. The record is from RefSeq and is a predicted model, not a curated record.